This is a messenger RNA of Lagopus leucura (white-tailed ptarmigan), 492 nucleotides long. Its product is annotated as ADP-ribosylation factor-like protein 6-interacting protein 4. The transcript has 6 exons. The record is from RefSeq and is a predicted model, not a curated record. Lineage: Eukaryota; Metazoa; Chordata; Aves; Galliformes; Phasianidae. The coding region runs from base 1 to 492 and encodes 163 amino acids.
AUGGCCAUAAGGGUCAGAAUAAAUAACGUUUACCACCUUUCCGGAGUGCCGUGCGUCCCGUCGGCGGGCAGCCGUUGCCAUGGGCGGUGCCGACCGCGGUGCCGGGCGGGCCGUGACGCUCUGCCGGGCCGGGGAGCACCGCCUCCCGGUCGCCGCCAGCCCUUCCGGGUCAGCGCCGAGCCGCAGCCGGGUCCGUGCUGCCGCCGCGGCCGGCCCGGUAUGGACAACCAGAAGGAUGAGAAAGGCAGGCUGCUCAGUGCAGCUUCUACAGAGGACCUGAAAGUCCGAGGGAAAGAAAAAAGGAAAAGAAAACGUAGCAGAAGCAGAUCAUCAUCCGUUUCAUCCACAUCAUCUUCUAGUACUACAUCCACUUCUUCUUCCUCAUCGCAUUCGUCAUCAAGGUCGUCAUCUUCAAGUAGCAGAGAUUCUUCUAAAACUAAAUCAAAGAGAAGGAAAAAAGAAAAACACAACAAAAAGGACCAGCAGUGGUAA